AUGUCUGUGCAUGAACCUGGCGUUGGCACUGGACCAUCUCCUCAAGUGGUAGAGUUAUGGAAGAGAGUAACGUUACCUCAUGAGGCCAGACCAGACCAUGUUCCCAUCACGCAAACUCCUAUAUCUCAACGCUUGUCGGGAGAGCGUUCAUGGCUAUGGACAAACCUUUCACAGAUGUCACCUGCAGAUCAGGCAAUCAUGAUGAGCAAUUUGACAUCGAUGUGGCCAUACAAGUGGGAGAGAAGGGCCCUGAAUUGGCCUAUGCAUAUUGGUCUUCUGGCAAAUUGUGUCACAUCGACCCUUAUAGCUACGAAGAUCAGUUCCGAUAUGGUUAUGUUCAAUCCCAAAAUGAGUUUCCUCGAAGCAAUUCGGCAAUGUCCAAAGUCGCCGUUUGUGUUUGGUGUUUACUCUUCAGGGAUUGCUUAUUACGUAAUGCGUCAGGUUUACAUCAUGCCUCAUAUAUUCAACGAGAACAAGCCAUGUAGCUCAUGCAUGUUGAGCCGUUCUGUGUUGAUAUCUCUAGUCAGUGGAAUAAUCUUACCUAUGAUCGCUACUCCUUAUCUUUGUCAUUAUAUCUUGCUACAAAAAGAAAAGCAAAAGUUCCCUCCUGUCAAGACAUAUCUGGACUUCCUUGCUCUUAGUACCGAAGGCAGUCGUGUUGCUAGACCUUUGAUGGCAAAGCUGAUCCCAUUUCAAGCUGCACUGGCAGCAGCGUCCACAUAUGCACUGCUCUGGGGUCGAAAGAGCUCUCGUGAUCCACAAUGGUGGAAAACGACGUUAUUAUCCGCAUAGCUCGACAAUGUUGCUGAAAUCUAUCUGGUUAGCUACGUUCAUCCCCGUGGCAAACUCGUUCCUCGCGUCUGCUUUUUCCUCCGUUUCACAAGCUGGAAAAACGUCGAAUUGUGCCGAUUGGAGUGACUAUGGACCCUGCUUUAGCACAUCUGAUCGGUCAUUUUGGCAUCGACUACCGAAACAAUGCUAUCAAAACAGAUACAUGUCGCUUAUUACCGGAAUAGGAAACCCAAUUGUGCAAAAAGUGAUGGAUUACGCGGAAAUGUUCAACAAAUCGGCCAAUGCCUGCGGUAUGUGCAAUGUGCAAGUGUCGUGUUCGCCAAGAUGCGAGUAUACCCCAGGUGGUAACUCGUUCGGCGUAGUGGAUCGCAUUUGUGACUUACCAACAGAAAAACAAGCUUGUGCGAUGACACCACAGGCUUACGAUGAGACAUCUGGGGUUUGCAAAGUUUGGCCACCCAGGUAUACCACCGCAGUAGAAUUCCUUGGAGCGCUUGUUCCCCCAAACAUACGAGAUCAAGUUUGGUCGCUAAAGCCACUGAACUGUAUAAGCAUUGAACAAAAAUGUUUCUGUUGUUGUACUCCAUACUUCCCAAAUCCAUGCGAUGCUCAAUGUACCCUACAACCAUGUAGCCGAAGGCAGGCUUUCUCGUCAACACAGAUCAAGAUUUUGCGACGAAAAUGGCUAGCUAAACAAGAGGAAGAGGAUCAGGAGGAAUGAUCUACAAGCAUUUGAAACUUAGGGAAACUAGAGUGCCUCGCUUCUAACUUUUGGACACAGUAAUAAUAGCAAGUCGUCGAUUCUCAUUAUAAAGUCUAGUGCCCAUUAUUCCUCAAAACUGAAGAAUCUCUCCACCACUGCCUUGCCCUUCGUUCAUGUAUAUUAAUUUAGAGCCUAGUGCUGAUAUAGCUAUGCGGAAUAAAUUACCUCCAC
Messenger RNA from Cylicocyclus nassatus, 1726 nucleotides. Lineage: Eukaryota; Metazoa; Nematoda; Chromadorea; Rhabditida; Strongylidae. The record is from the annotation of a GenBank genome assembly.